AUACAUCAUGCAAAUGGGCAGUGACCUUCUGGUUGACCCAAAUGCCCAGAGGAUCAGGGCCACACAGACCUUCGUCCAACCCCAGUUUGACGCAGUCAGGCAAGUCCAUGACAUCAUGCUUGUGAAGCUGAGCAGCCCGGCCACGCUCUCUUCCACCUUGAGGACAAUCAAUGUGCCCUCCAGGUGCAAACCGGCCGGGAACAGUUAUACUGCCUCAGGCUGGGGCAGUAGCACCACACAUGUAGUGAGAAACACAUCACAGCUCAUGUGCACCAAAGCCAGCAUCCUCCCCAUCAAGGAAUGCAGGGAGGUUUCCUCGAACAUGCAGAAGAGGUCCAUGCUCUGUGCUGCUCCUCCCAACAGACGGUCCUCCAUGGUAAAGGUGACUCGGGGAGCCCACUGAUGUGCGAAGGUUCCCUGCAAGGCCUGGUGUCCAAGGGAAAUGUCCCUCCUCGACCGCCCUUCCUCCCAACCUUCUACACGCCUGUGUGUGCUUACUGCAAAUGUAUUAGCGAUACCAUGAGAGGGAAUGCCUAAUCCCUCCAUACUGCCACCUCUCCAUCCCUACACCCUAGAACAGUUACUUCGCAAAGAAUAAAAAAUUAAAAAAU
This is a messenger RNA of Pipistrellus kuhlii (Kuhl's pipistrelle), 611 nucleotides long. Its product is annotated as kallikrein-7-like. The record is from RefSeq and is a predicted model, not a curated record. Gene Ontology annotation, biological process: proteolysis; positive regulation of antibacterial peptide production. Gene Ontology annotation, molecular function: serine-type endopeptidase activity. Bases 8 to 403 code for a protein of 131 amino acids. The transcript has 3 exons. NCBI's taxonomy places the organism in Eukaryota, Metazoa, Chordata, Mammalia, Chiroptera, Vespertilionidae.